AUGUCCCCAAGUGUUCCCGAGUCUCGCUGCGAUGUGAUCGUGCGGCCGCCGCUGUGUCCGGACCCCCGCCUCCAGGUCAGGAUGGACCUGAGGAGAGCACAAUAUGACCACGACAUGAACACUCUGUACGGGGAAUUCACGGCCACAGGUAACCGAAAAGUCAGGUGCGUCGUGAGCCUGACUGACAAGGAGCUUGUCGUCCAGCGGCUCACCUCGGUACCGGCGGGCCGGAACCGAGUGGUCCUCAGCCUGAAGGACUGUGUCGGCUGCCGGGCGUACCGGGAAGAUGACAACGCGGACCCGGGCGCCUGUCUGGCGGUCUAUUUUUACCCGCUUAAGCGGCGAUGGAUGGGCUCCGGGCUCUCGCGGCAGAGAGUGGAGCAGUGCUUCCGUCUCGCUGCGCUCCAAGAUCCGCGUGCCAAUCUCGAAGAAGCGGAGAAGUGGGCUCGCGCCGUCCGGGAGCGCUCGAACCGGUGGCAGCACCUUCGAGAUGGGGUACUGCUUAAUGAACCGUCGCAUCCGUGCCGGAUGAUGCUGCUGGUGAAUCCACAGAGUGGGAAAGGACAGGCGCUCGCACUCUACAAAAACCACGUCCAGCGGAUGCUCAAUGAGGCUGGCGUCUUCCACACAGUGGUCAUCACCGAACGUCAGAAUCAUGCCCGCGAGCUAGUGAGGGAGGCUGACCUGUCCCAGUGGGACGCUCUUGUCAUCAUGUCAGGAGACGGUCUUCUGUUUGAGGUGAUAAACGGUCUCCUGGACAGAUCAGACUGGGAGGAGGCAAUACGCACCCCACUUGGUAUCCUCCCUGGCGGCUCAGGCAACGCCUUGGCUGCAUCCAUACAUCACUAUGCAGGUGCUUCAUUGGUGUCCAGUGAAGAGCUCCUGAUCAGCUGCGGCUUCCUAUUGUGUAAAGGUGUGGUGUCCCGCAUGGAUUUGGUCUCAGUCCACCUCUUCUCCGGGACCCGUCUCUUCUCCUUCCUCUCGCUGGCGUGGGGCUUUGUGGCUGACGUGGAUGUUGAGAGCGAGAAGUACCGCCACGUCGGGGCGGCUCGCUUCACCCUGGGCACCCUGGUGAGGUUGGCCUCCCUUCGCGUUUACAAGGGCAAGUUGGCCUACCUACCUGUGGCGGAAGACCGCAACCUGGUGGGAUCCAGACUGAGCAACCAUCACAGUGCCCCCUUGCAUCUCUCCAGAGACUUUCCCGCGUGGAACUCUUUACACAACUCCUGUCACUCCAACAACUCGCUCAAGGCGAGAUUUGAGCAUUCACAGAGCUCCAGCAGCACUCAGACGGGAUUGUGGGAUUCGGUACUCCCCCGGCUGGAUGAGCCUCUCCCCGGGAGCUGGAUGGUGGUACCCGAAGAAGACUUUGUACUGGUACUGGCCAUGUACCAAUCCCACCUGGCCGAGGACCUGCUGGCCGCACCAGAUGCCACUUUGGACGAUGGCGUCAUUCAUCUGUUUUACGUCAAAGCUGGAAUAUCCCGUGCCGCGCUGCUCAGACUCUUCCUGGCCAUGGAGAAGGGCGCACAUGUAGCCUCCAGCUGUGCUCAUCUGGUGCACACCAAGGUGCGGGCCCUCAGGAUGGAGCCGUAUUCUCCCAAAGGGAUUAUAACGGUGGAUGGAGAAGUGGUGGAAUAUGGGCCGGUGCAAGCAGAAGUGCACCGGGGCCUCGCAAGACUCAUCAGUUGAUGCCCACUUGAAACACACACAAAGACACACAAACACCCAGACACACACACACACACACACAUCAUAUUAAGACAUAUUUUAAUCCAACUUCCAUCAUGCUACUGUCACAUUACAAAAUAUUUAAAUCUGGUUAAGCAGGGUUAUUCUUUUCUCUUUCUCAAUUGAGAUGCACAUAUCAUGCUUGACAGCUGGAUUGCAUAAUGCUUUUCUGUCAUUACCCUGCCAAUAGAGACUAAUAAGGGAAUGAUGGCAUCAAAAUCACACGUAAACAAUCUUCACCAAGUUGUCCUUAAUAAUGCGCUAAUGAUUGUAACAUGGACUGUUAAUUGUG
This is a messenger RNA of Syngnathus typhle (broad-nosed pipefish), 2023 nucleotides long. RefSeq names its product sphingosine kinase 1-like. Gene Ontology annotation, biological process: sphingosine biosynthetic process; negative regulation of apoptotic process; cellular response to growth factor stimulus. The record is from RefSeq and is a predicted model, not a curated record. NCBI's taxonomy places the organism in Eukaryota, Metazoa, Chordata, Actinopteri, Syngnathiformes, Syngnathidae. Gene Ontology annotation, cellular component: cytoplasm; intracellular membrane-bounded organelle; membrane.